Messenger RNA from Meloidogyne enterolobii, 1004 nucleotides. NCBI's taxonomy places the organism in Eukaryota, Metazoa, Nematoda, Chromadorea, Rhabditida, Meloidogynidae. The record is from the annotation of a GenBank genome assembly.
UUGUAAGAUGCUAUUUGCCAUUAUUUUUGCUUGCUGCUCUUUUUAUUUCUGCACUCAUUUUUAUAUUAACAACAUUUGAGGAUUCUGACAGCAAUUACAAGCCAAAAAAUCUAAGGAGAAGUAGGGAGGUUAAUACAGCAAUGUUUAAUAGAAACAAUGGAUGUUUAUUAGGAAAUCGAAGCAAACCAGAACAAAACCCUUUCCCGGCGGAUUUGUUCACACUACAACAACGAAGACGUGGAGCUGUUGCUUUACACUUUUUUGGGCUAAUUUACAUGUUUAUAGCUUUGGCAAUUGUUUGUGAUGAGUUUUUUGUGCCUUCUCUAGGUGUAAUUACUGAAAUGCUGGAAAUUAGUGACGAUGUUGCUGGAGCUACAUUCAUGGCAGCUGGCGGUUCUGCACCCGAAUUUUUUACUUCACUCUUUGGUGUGUUCAUAACAGAAAACAAUGUAGGUGUUGGCACAAUUGUUGGAAGUGCAACAUUCAACAUACUUUGCGUUCUCUCCUUUUGCACACUUUUUUCGAGGAAUGUUCUUUGCCUGACUUGGUGGCCGCUUUAUCGCGAUGUUACAUUUUACGGAGUUGCUAUUCUUUGUUUAAGUUUUUUCUUCAUGGAUGAACGUAUUUAUUGGACAGAAGCUUUGGCGAUGUUUGCAUUUUAUAUAAUUUAUGCAAUUUUUAUGAAAUACAAUUCAACGAUAGAACGUUGGGUUAAAGAAAGAUUAGGCUAUAUAUGUGGACUGAAUGUAGAUAAAAUGACAACAGAUGGACUAGCACCAAAUAUCAAAGUUAAUGAAGGGGGAGAUAAUAAUGCAACAACCUCUACCCCUUCUGAUUUUUCAAAAAAUAACUUCAACGAACAAACACCACAAAUUCAAAAUGUUUAUGGUGUUGAACUAAAUGUAAGAAGGCCUCUGCUUCAUGCAGGUGCUAAUUUUCCGGAAAUCUAUCCUGGAAUUUUGCAGGUUUUUAAAAUUCUUCUAAGUCAUUUGAUUCAUUUUUAG